Molecule: messenger RNA, 1008 nt
Organism: Opisthorchis viverrini
Lineage: Eukaryota; Metazoa; Platyhelminthes; Trematoda; Opisthorchiida; Opisthorchiidae
Exons: 6
Coding region: 1-1008 (335 amino acids)
Source: RefSeq, a predicted model, not a curated record
AUGAUCGAGAAAAAACUUGGAAUAUUGGUUCUCCUACGGAAAGCGCGAUUCAGGAGAAUUGGACGGCCACAUUCUGACUUACAUCCCUGUCCAGUCGAACUAAAUAUCAGUGCCCAUGGACAGCAAUGGUAUUGUGUAAAAUAUCGUCUGGCGAGGUGGCCCAAGUGGUUACAGCGCGAAUUGACUAACCGGAAGGUCCGUGGUUCGAACCCACCCGCUGCCUCUCGACUUCCCCUGUCUAGGCUUGGGCAACCUGGCAGUAUCCCAGCCCUCUACACUAAUGAUCAUAGCAAAGACAAAAAUCUCUGCGAAGGUCAACUUUUAAGACCAACCAGAGCGUUGAAACGUAGACGGAUUACGCCGUUUAGCAUUGGUCCUCUUCAAGUGAGAUUCUGUCCUGUGAGUGAAGCCAAUGUAUGCCUGAAAGCUGAGAAUCACUGUACAGUUGCUUCAUCCAUUUUGGGAAUCAUCAGCACUAAACUCCAGGAAAUUCCAAACCACAUGCUUGCGGAUGAACCGAUUGUGGUAGUAGACAAAUUUGUUUACCUGGGCAGCUGUAUCAGUCCCGGUGGUCUCGCGAAAGAUGAAAUUUCCAUCCUGAUUGGGAAGGCCAGAGCAGCUUUUGCGAACCUACGUCACCUGUGGCGUAGGCGUGACAUCAGCUUCUCUGUCAAGGGUCGAGUUUACAAUGCUGCGGUUACGCUGGCUUGGCCACGUACCGCGUGUGUCAGUCGACCGACUUCCUCGGAGGACUCUUUUUGCACAUCCACAGUGGAGGAGAGCCAGAGGCGGUCAAAAAACGACUUGGAAGCGAAAUACAGAAGCCACUACCAGCAAACUCAGCUGCGCUGGUCAUUGCCGUCUUCAUGGAUAGGGACCAUGAGACGGGCCAUAUCAGUGGUUAGAGACAUCGUCAGGCAUGGCCCAGUCGCGUCCUCAGUGGCGCUCGUGCAUCCACGCUAUUGCUUUCAAUGCAUAGCUCCUUUUCCAACCCCAACCCCCACUUGA